Messenger RNA from Dermacentor silvarum, 3981 nucleotides. Its product is annotated as protein Daple-like. The transcript is spliced from 13 exons. The record is from RefSeq and is a predicted model, not a curated record. The coding region runs from base 253 to 2787 and encodes 844 amino acids. NCBI's taxonomy places the organism in Eukaryota, Metazoa, Arthropoda, Arachnida, Ixodida, Ixodidae.
UUCUCCACCAUAGGUGUUCUGUGGCUCCACCACAGGCUCCACUACGUAAUGCGCGCUUCUGAACGCCUCAGGCCGUCAGGCGGCCGGUCUCCGCUUGUGUGCUGCGCGGUGCAGCUGGUACAAAUGACGGGAUGAGAUCCUGUGCUUUUUGCUGAAGGCAAAAGGCAGCACUUGGAGCGACAAAAUUCUAUGGCUUGAGCUGACACGCUUUCCAAGGAUUGUCACUGUUGGAAAAGCUGGCAUCGUACAACGAUGGAUGUCUCCGGCCAAAGCGAUCCUGACCUUCCCGGAGAUUGGACGUUUAUGCCGUCUGAGGGAGAAUUGAUGGAUGCUCCAGACUCGGCAUCAAGAGUGGAAGGAAGUCGUGUUGAAGAUUUGCCAUUAGACGAAAAUGCCACCAACGUUAAUCGAGAGAAAGCCAUGGAGAAGGGGGACGAGCAAGAACAGGAUACUAGACUUGGUGGGGACAGGGAAGGCGAUGCCAGUGCUGGAAGCCGAGACAGCGAUAUUGACAUCAUUGACGAGGAUACCGACCAUAGUAUCGAAUCUCUGAGCUCUUCUGCCAUAGGCAACACAUCUGCGUCACUCAUGGGCUUCAGUGAGAUAUCUGCAGGUACCGCAAGCUCCUAUGGCAACCAGGAGGUGCUGUCUGGCUUGGAUUGCAUAGAUGCAGCAUCGGUGGCAUCUGAUGUGUCUUUGCCGUCAGGAUUGGAGAUGCAGUCUGGAGUGCGUCGUUACAAGCAUGUGCCAAACACUCGCCUAAACUGGGCUCUGACAACUGUGGCUGCUCUUGUGGCUGUUGCUGCUGUCGCAUUUGGUGUAGGCCACUACCUUGGUGGGUCCGACCCGUCCCUUCAGCCGCACGAAUUGUCUCAAGGCCAAAUGCAGCAACUCGAGGCACUUCAGGAAGAACUUGUGAACUGCAUGCGUCAGCAAAAUAAGGAAACGCCUCCGAAGGAUUCGCCCUUCCUGAACACACAAGGGAUGAAGGCGAGAGAGGGAAAAGAUGACGUGAGAAGGCAAGGAAACAGCGGUUGCGGGCAAACUGAAGAUACGGUGUGCUACCAGGAUGCUGAAUACUGGAAGAGGAAAUUUGAGCAGCUUUUUUCGGAGAACAAGGGGCUCAAAGAGCUGCUCGAGCACUCCCAACGCAAUGCAGUCAUGCACGAUCCCCGAGUGGACUCUGGCGGAGACUGCUCCGCUGACUCACCUGACGACCUGCAUAAACUGAAGCUGGACCUCAUCCUCAACCAAAUGCAGCAUUUGCAGCUGAUGAAGACAUUCAAUCAGGUGAAGUACAGUGAACGUCUGUCCCGAGAACAGGCUCGCAAAUUGGAGCUGGAAAAUGAGCAGCUGAAGGCUCGACUUGAGGAAGAGGAAACCGAUGACAUCCUUGUCCAGCAGCAACUGGAAACGAAGGUUCGGUCAUUGACAGAGGAGAACCAGGAGUUGCAGUCGCGACUGGGCCACGAGUCACAGAGGGAAGCUGCUCUGCGGUCCCUCGAACAUCAAGUGCAGCAGCUGCUAAGUGAAAACGAGAGACUGAAGCGCUCAAUGCAGGAGCAGGUGCCCUCCUCUGUCACCACCAGUCGCAUUUCUCGGCUUCGGGACACAGUGAACCGGCUUAUCAUUGAGAAUGAAGACUUGAAGGCUGUGGUUGCCCGGCUUCGCUACGGACGUCCCCUUCCUCUCAGUGAUGAUGCUGCUUCAUACAAGUCAAAGGGUGACCGCCAGGGUGAGGGAAUCGCAGACGAAGUGUCUAAGAACCCACAGCCUGCAGGCAAGGACCAGCUGACUGAGCUGUUGGAUGUGCUGAAGAAGCAGCAAGCAGACUCAAAGCAGUGGCGCAGGCUGUACGACGAGCUCAGGAGGAACCAGGACAGUGCCAGUAGCAAGACAGUGUGGCGCAAGUUGCUGGUGCUGGGCCAGACAUUGUUUGACGACAUGCAGACAGGCUUGGACCGCACUCUGGAGUCACUGGUUGACCUGGCCAAGAAGGGCUCAAGCGUAGCCACUGAUGUCAGCCCCAUGGUCCAAGACCUUGGAGAAAAGGUGAGACGAGAGCUUAACCGACGCCGAGCGGAAUUGGAUGGAUAUCUUCACGGAUCAGGGAAGCCUGUUGGCUCCAUUUCACAGACAAUGAGUUUACUAGAGUCUUCAAUCAAGAAAGUGUUUGAGGCUGGACGGAAGUUUGUCUCCAAGGGACAAGAAGCAACUGGAAAGCAUGCUGAAAAGUUAGUCACCAAGCUCACCAAGGUUGCCCAGAUGCUUAGCAGUGACUGGGAUGCCUCGUCUGACGAGGCAGAGGAAGGUUUUACUGGACCCACAAGUACAGAGAAAACACUGAAGAGGGAGGAAGCCACGCACACCUAUAGAAAUAGCAAGGCCACCAGAAGUGAUGAGGACAAGGAAAACGACUGUCAGGGAAGUAGCAGUUGUUCUAAGAAAAAUGGCAAGGGCAAGGUGACUUGGCAGAACUCGGCAGAGUAUAGCCAGGUGAAGCGGAAGGUGCCAUCCGAAAAACCAGCAAGCAGAAAUAAGCAGCUGCUGGAUGCUGAAGAAACUGAUGAAGAAGACUGGUUUAGCACUCGAGCAAAAAUUCGGGAACGGCAACGUAGUGAGACUUCACUGGGCACUGACAAUUGGUUCCUGAAGCGACAAACACCUGGCUGGCGAAAAGGGAGCAAGGAGGCCAUAAACAAGGGCUCCGCUAACCGUUUCAAGAGAGAAAGCCUCUUUUGGGACCAUGAAUCUCUUCUCAACGAUGAAGAAGGAUUUUCUGAGUGACGUGCAUGAAGCACUUUCCAUUACUAAAGCUUUUUUAUGCUGGUUUUAAUUGCCGGGAUCAUGUGGUAGGUUGCUACACCCUGAUACAGUUUUAAAGCAGCUUUGAAGCGUUGAAAGCCAAAGGAACCCACUAUUCAGGGUGCAGCCUUCCAAAAUUGUUUGACGCUUGCUUUUGCAAGCUGUAUUUUUUUUUUUCUUACCAGUUGCGCCAUUUUUGUAGGCUUGGGGUCUAAUGCUGGACAUUUUACAGCGGCAUUCAUGUACAAUCUUGUGUAAACUUUUCUAAGCUUCAUACUGGAGCAUUCUGCUUACACUAAAAUAUGUGCAAAAGUGUCAUGCUAACAUGAAUGAUGGAAAUGAAAGUUUUAAACUGCGCACAAGUUUUUUUUUCUGUAGCAUCCACACCCUGUAAACUUGAUAACAAUAGCAACUAAACAUUAUAAUGCCAGGUUACUAUGCGGCUGCCGUGUUCAGAUGUGAAAGCUCGUGGUAAGAUUUACUUUGUGUUAGGAGCCCAGUAUGAUUUGUAACUUUUCUUGCAGCUGCUUGCAUUUAUACAUUUCCAGUGUGUCAGUACGUGCAAAGGGCGUAAAUACACUUGGAAUCUCCCCAUCAAAAUGUGUAGAAACCAAUGUCUUGCUUGUUCUGAUGAACAUGCUGGGUUGGCUGCACAUGAAAACAACUUCUCUUGUCCAUCUGUUAUUUCUACAAUGUUGCAAUGUCUUUCAGAAUAAAAAAAAAAUGUGCACAUUUAAUUUUUUUUCAGAUAUAGAGUUAAAACUUGAGAGAUCUGGAAGAAGCUUGCCAUUUUAGUGAUGUUUGUUACAAGGAAGUGAAUGCUUGCUUUGCGACCAUUUUUAGUGCCUGUGUGGUCACAAGCUACAGCUCUGACAUAAUUGUUUUUGUGAUAUUUCUUCUGUAGUGCUGGAUCUUGUUCAGGCUUCCAGAUUUUAAAACUGAAUAUUUAUGUUAAUGUGUUUUGUUAUAGUGGUUACCAAAUUGUCAAGGUGCUUCAAAGAAGGGCACUGCUGUUAUGUCUUCAUAAUGUGCAAAGUGUGUUACUGUUAGAGGUCUUUUGUGGUGUAGUGCUUAGCACACUUCCCAUGUUGUUCCGUGCAUGCAUCAUUGUAUAUAUGUAAAUUAAGAGCCUUUGUUAUAUAUGUGUAGAAUAAACUUGUCUUUCAUCACCUUGUU